This is a messenger RNA of Bolinopsis microptera, 3644 nucleotides long. RefSeq lists its product as uncharacterized. The transcript is spliced from 26 exons. The coding region runs from base 24 to 3599 and encodes 1191 amino acids. Lineage: Eukaryota; Metazoa; Ctenophora; Tentaculata; Lobata; Bolinopsidae. The record is from RefSeq and is a predicted model, not a curated record.
GAGCUGCUAACCUGGGUCAAAUCAUGAAGUUGUUACUGGUUGCAGGACUUAGCGUCCUCGUCUCUCUGGUUGUCUCUGAGAAAGAUGAGGCUGUGUGUGGGGAUUGGUCAACUAUAGGAGCUUGUGUAAACAAUGGAACAGACUGUGUACAGCCAGUAUUCAAAGUUUGUGAAGGUGACGAGGAGGAGUACCAGUUUGGGACUAUGCUAUGCGACUGUGACGAUGAAGACGGUGAAGACAAUGAAGAUGAUGAAGACGAUGGAGACAGUGGACCCUUAUCUUCUGGAAGUUCUCUAGACAAUUCAAAUAGCGACAGCGACGACAGUAUAGACGUUGGAGAUGUUGGAGACGAUGAAGACGAUGAAGACGAUGAAGACGAUGAAGACGAUGAAGACAAUGAAGACGAUGAAGACGAUGAAGACGAUGAAGACGAUGAAGACGAUGAAGACAGUGAACUCUUCUCUUCUGGAAGUUCUCUAGAUAAUUUAAAUAGCGGGGAAAAGUUUUGCGUUUCAGACUGUAAAGAUCAGUAUCCCUUCCUGGCUACCUAUCAAACUGGUCUUGAUCUCAAUCUCCAACAACUCUGUCGUAACAACCUAACUGACACUGUUGGAGGAAGAGGAGGAAAUGGUUGUAGAACAGAUGAUUGGAUUGUAGUAGAGACUUGCAAUGAGGAAUGCCACGAGUUCAAUUGGAGAGCCAGUUACCCGAGUUAUUGUGAUGUUGAGGAUAUGUGGCUUUGGUGCUGUAAACCUAAGGCUGAAACCACUGGAACAACUGUGUGUGGAGCGCAUGAUGUGGAUGAGGUUCCUUGCGUGGUUACAGCAGACAGGCGUGUCAUAGACGACUUAGUUAUUAGCUGGGUUGAUGCGGACGGUGUUGACUUGGUAGGAACUGCUGGGUAUGAAGUGAGUGUAACUUACAAAAUACAGGAAGAUAAACUACUAUCUGUCUUAACAGUGAACUCGUGGGUAGUAGCCGGAAAUUCAGCCGUGGUAACAUGUCAAGUUAGAGGAUCAGGGGCACUAGAGGGUCAGGGGGACUACGUAAAUACCGAGGAACCUGCUCAAAUCAAUAAAUUCGGUAUUGAAGUUACUAGCAAAUACCAGAGAGUAGGAUCAGAAGCUCAGUUGACAUGUACUGGAGUGGGGACUGAUAGGAACGAUCAGGGGUACUUUUUCUCUUGGUACUACUGGAAUGAGUCUGGAACGAAGAUGCCAAUAGCUGCCCUGGAAAGCCUCAGCGCCGAGCUGAGAAUUGAGAACAGUGAAUGGGUGUCAGUGCUUACCAUUCCUGCAGAGAACCAAGUGAUCGGUUCACAGAACUAUCAAUGUGUCCUGGAUUACUCCUCGGUUGACAAGUGUGGAAUCCCUCACUCCACCAGUGGUGACGCUACCGGCACACUCAUUGUAUGGGAUGUGACUGCAGAUACUGAUUGUAUUCAUCCUGGAGAUGAAGCUGUUCUGAAGUUUACCGUAUUGGGAACCAAAGAAAUCAGUUCUGUCUCGGACGGGAUCAUCGAAUCUCUGACUAAAGGCACCAUGGUAACUACUGAAACUACAUUUAGAGAUGGGUUCCUGAUGAGGUUAUCACGCAAUGAAGAUGAGGAGAUCGUUGUCACGCUAACAAUCUCUCCCAACAUGACUGAGGAGGUGGGUAGUGAAUUCUUCAUCACCUACACCGGAACAGAGGGUAAAGAAGGCGUGGAACCUAACCUGGAGCUCAACGUUAUGGAUAUGGAUGUUGCUAGAGACCCUGUUGACAGCGACUUAGAUGUUAGUGAAGAUAACUACAGCGCAACAGGACGGGUAUAUGGAGGAAUUAUCAAGAACCCCGUAUGGCUAGAUGAUAGUGGCCGAACUUACAGACCUGGAGUCAAUGCAGAUGGUGUCAUUGUAACUGUUUCUGAAGAUGAAACGUCGUCUACAAUAAAAGUACCCAUAGAAGUUGCUGACCAGUUAGAUAUGUCAGAUUUGUCUCUGCAUGCAGGCCUGUACUCAGAGUUCAAUAAAUACUGCAGAAGACAGGUUGUCAAGGUUCCCCUUCCUGAGCCGGAUAUAUGUCAACCAAGAUGGGAUGUGGCAGUGUGUGACGGUCGAGGCAGCUGUUUUGACUACAUUCAGGAGCGUACCUGGUCUUGUUAUUGUAACGAUGAGUUAGCUGACAUAUCCGAGUGUGAUGUUCCAGACGAGAUACUCACCUUCACUUGUCCUGCUACUGCAGACUAUGAGCUGGGAGGAUUUGAUAAUCCUGAGGAUGUCUGUGACCAGAGUUCAGAGCAGUGUUAUCCAUACCCUAAGUUCCUUAGGAGGACCUGUUACUGUCAAGAUAGCAAUGGUCAAUACGAAGAUGACACUGGUAGUUCAUGUGGCAACGCCGAAUUGGCAAAGCUCCAUUAUUGUGCAGCAACCAAACCAUGGUUGGUCGGCAGCUGGCAGAACGGAGAGUGCGCCUCAGAGUCCUGCUACUCCUCAGAAACUGUCGACACCAGGGACUGCUACUGUGAUGGUAUAAACGACAGGAGCAAGUGUCCUGAUGACCAGCUUGUGAGAAGCAGGUUCUGUCCAGCAACAAAUGACUUCCAGUGGGGACCUUGGGGACCAGAGGUGUGUGAUCUGGAGGAUAGGUGUUACCCUUCAUCCGAAUAUAAGAUCAGGAUUUGUACCUGCUCACACUACGGGCAAUACAUCAAUGACAAUUCUUACUGUGAGGGAGAAUCUGAGAUCGCUUACACCUGCGGUCCUAACAUUGAAUGGCGCCCAGAAGAGAAAGGUGAUCCUUGUGAAGAUUCAGAUGAAUUAUCUUGCAGCGCUUUCUCUGCUUUCCAGCAAUACAGGUGUCUCUGUGAGCAUGGUAAUAUCCUGGAGAUAGACGAUGACUUGAGUCUGUGUAACGCUCGGCCUACGCCAGUUCUCUGUGCGGCUAAUAAACCAUUUGAGUGGUCAGAGUGGGUGCCGGUUUCAGAGUGCAGUGUCUGUUACCCGGAACUAGACCAGAGCAUGAGUAGAACAUGUACUUGUGGAAACAAGGUUGAUCUUACCAGGUGCCCAGGACCCUCCAAGACGUCUGAACCAUGUCCAGCUCCCAAAAACAUUGUUUGGCUACCCACAGAGUGGAGUGAGAUUCCAUGUGGUGAACCCUCCUGUAAUGAGGAAACUUUCUCAUACAGGACACGUGAUUGUGAAUGUGAGGGAAACAAAGAUAACAGGCGUUGUGGUGAUGUGGAUCUGUCUGGAGUUUCCUCUUGUGGUUUCGCUGAUUACGUACUAAGUGAAUGGAGCGAUGACAUCUGCGACGAGAAAAAAUGCCAUUCUUACUCUAAAACUAAAACCAGGUCCUGUGUAUGCCAAGAUGGUGAUGGAUCUUUUACUGAUCUGGAACAAUGUGAUGCUGGAGAGGAGGGAUAUAGUGAGGAGUUCCAAUGCGAAGGAGAUAGCUUCGAAUGGGGCGAGUGGCAGUCAAGAGGAUGCCCGGAAAGCUGUUUCUCGUCAAAGACCAAGCGAUAUAGAAUUUGUUCGUGUCAUGGAAAUGUUGAUUUCAAUUUUUGCCCCGAUGGGGCUGCUAUUGAGUUCCUCGAUUGUCCAGCCUCCGAUUGCUAAGAAAUGCCUAAAUUCAUUAUUUGAUGAUUUUUCUUCGCUCGAUUA